Messenger RNA from Otolemur garnettii (small-eared galago), 3688 nucleotides. RefSeq names its product adenylate cyclase 3 (gene ADCY3). The record is from RefSeq and is a predicted model, not a curated record. NCBI's taxonomy places the organism in Eukaryota, Metazoa, Chordata, Mammalia, Primates, Galagidae. Gene Ontology annotation, biological process: cAMP biosynthetic process; adenylate cyclase-activating G protein-coupled receptor signaling pathway; intracellular signal transduction. Gene Ontology annotation, cellular component: plasma membrane. The transcript has 21 exons. Gene Ontology annotation, molecular function: adenylate cyclase activity.
AUGCCCAGGAACCAGGGCUUCUCCGAGCCCGAGUACUCGGCUGAGUACUCAGCGGAGUACUCUGUCAGCCUGCCCUCUGACCCCGACCGCGGGGUAGGCAGGACCCAUGAAAUCUCUGUCCGGAGCUCAGGAUCCUGCCUGUGCCUGCCCCGCUUCAUGCGGCUGACCUUCGUGCCCGAGUCCUUGGAGAACCUCUACCAGACCUACUUCAAACGGCAGCGCCACGAGACCCUGCUGGUGCUGGUGGUCUUCGCAGCCCUCUUCGACUGCUACGUGGUGGUCAUGUGUGCUGUGGUCUUUGCCAGCGACAAGCUGGCUCCGCUCGCCGUGGCCGGGAUCGGGCUCGUGUUGGAUGUCAUCCUCUUCGUGCUCUGCAAAAAGGGGCUGCUCCCUGACCGGCUCACCCGGAAAGUGGUGCCCUACCUGCUGUGGCUGCUGCUGACGGCGCAGAUAUUCUCCUACCUGGGCUUGAAUUUCACUGUCGCCCAUGCGGCCAGCGACACGGUGGGCUGGCAGGCCUUCUUUGUCUUCUCCUUCUUCAUCACACUGCCGCUCAGCCUCAGCCACAUUGUGGCCAUCUCUGUGCUCUCCUGUGUGGUGCACACUCUCGUCUUGGGGGUCACUGUGGCCCAGCAGCAGCAGGACCAGCUGAAGGGAAUGCAAUUGCUCAGGGAGAUCCUGGCCAGCGUCUUCCUCUACCUGUGUGCCAUUGUUGUGGGCAUCAUGUCUUACUAUAUGGCUGACCGCAAGCACCGCAAGGCCUUCCUGGAGGCCCGCCAGUCGCUGGAGGUGAAGAUGAACCUGGAGGAGCAGAGCCAGCAGCAGGAGAACCUCAUGUUGUCCAUCCUGCCUAAGCACGUGGCUGAUGAGAUGUUGAAGGACAUGAAGAAAGACGAGAGCCAGAAGGACCAGCAGCAGUUCAACACCAUGUACAUGUACCGCCACGAGAACGUCAGCAUCCUCUUCGCGGACAUCGUGGGCUUCACCCAGCUGUCUUCUGCCUGCAGUGCCCAGGAGCUCGUGAAGCUGCUCAACGAGCUCUUUGCCCGCUUCGACAAGUUGGCAGCUAAAUACCACCAGCUGCGGAUCAAGAUCCUGGGAGACUGUUACUACUGCAUCUGCGGCCUGCCCGACUACCGCGAGGACCAUGCUGUCUGCUCCAUCCUCAUGGGGCUCGCCAUGGUGGAGGCCAUCUCGUAUGUGCGGGAGAAGACCAAGACCGGGGUGGACAUGCGUGUGGGCGUGCACACGGGCACCGUGCUGGGGGGCGUCCUGGGCCAGAAGCGCUGGCAGUAUGAUGUGUGGUCUACUGACGUCACCGUGGCCAACAAGAUGGAAGCUGGUGGCAUCCCUGGGCGCGUGCACAUCUCCCAGAGCACCUUGGACUGCCUGAAAGGAGAAUUUGACGUGGAGCCAGGCGAUGGGGGCAGCCGCUGUGAUUACCUAGAGGAGAAGGGCAUUGAAACCUACCUCAUCAUUGCCUCCAAGCCAGAGGUGAAGAAAACAGCCACCCAAAAUGGCCUCAAUGGCUCGGCCCUGCCGAAUGGAGCCCCGACUUCCUCCAAGCCCACCUCUCCUGCCCUCAUUGAGACCAAGGAGCCCAAUGGGAGUCCCCACUCCCCUGUCUUGUCUGUCCCCUGACUCUGCCUCCCUGUCCUACAGGCUGACAACCCCUCAUUCCCCAACCCUCGCCGGAGGCUGCGCCUUCAGGACCUGGCUGACCGCGUGGUGGACGCCUCUGAGGAUGAGCACGAGCUCAACCAGCUACUUAACGAGGCCCUGCUGGAGCGAGAGUCCGCCCAGGUGGUGAAGAAGAGAAACACUUUCCUCCUGUCCAUGCGGUUCAUGGACCCUGAGAUGGAAACCCGCUACUCAGUGGAGAAGGAAAAGCAGAGCGGUGCCGCCUUCAGCUGCUCCUGUGUCGUCCUGCUGUGCACGGCCCUGGUGGAGAUACUCAUUGAUCCCUGGCUUAUGACAAACUACGUGACCUUUGUGGUUGGGGAGAUUCUCCUCCUGAUCCUGACCACCUGCUCGCUGGCAGCCAUCUUUCCCCGGGCCUUUCCUAAGAAGCUUGUGGCCUUCUCAACUUGGAUUGACCGGACCCGCUGGGCCAGGAACACCUGGGCCAUGUUAGCCAUCUUCAUCCUGGUUAUGGCGAAUGUUGUGGACAUGCUUAGCUGUCUCCAGUACUACUCAGGACCCAGGAACGGGACGGCAGGGAUGGACGUGGAGGGCGGCUGCCUGGAGAACCCCAAGUAUUACAACUAUGUUGCCGUGCUGUCCCUCAUCGCCACCAUCAUGCUGGUGCAGGUCAGCCACAUGGUGAAGCUCACUCUCAUGCUGCUUGUCACGGGUGCUGUGGCCACCAUCAACCUCUAUGCCUGGAGCUCCAUCUUUGAUGAAUAUGACCACAAACGUUUUCAGGAACACAACUUUCCUAUGAUGGCCUUGGAGAAGAUGCAGGUCCUCUCUACUGCUGGGCUCAAUGGCACUUACCGGCUGCCCCUGGUGCCUUCCAAGUACUCGAUGACAGCAAUGAUGCUCAUUAUGACGCUGAGUUUUUACUAUUUCUCCCGCCAUGUGGAGAAACUGGCACGGACGUUAUUCUUGUGGAAGAUUGAAGUCCAUGACCAGAAAGAACGUGUCUAUGAAAUGCGACGCUGGAACGAGGCCUUGGUCACCAAUAUGUUGCCUGAACAUGUGGCACGCCAUUUCCUGGGGUCUAAAAAGAGAGAUGAGGAGCUGUACAGCCAGUCAUAUGAUGAGAUUGGAGUCAUGUUUGCCUCCCUGCCCAACUUUGCUGACUUCUACACAGAGGAGAGCAUCAAUAAUGGUGGCAUUGAGUGUCUGCGCUUCCUCAAUGAGAUCAUCUCAGAUUUUGACUCCCUCCUGGACAAUCCCAAAUUCCGAGUCAUUACCAAGAUCAAAACCAUUGGGAGCACCUACAUGGCAGCUUCAGGAGUCACCCCAGAUGUCAACACCAAUGGCUUUACCAGCUCCAGCAAGGAGGACAAGUCCGACAAGGAGCGCUGGCAGCACCUGGCUGACCUGGCCGACUUCGCACUUGCCAUGAAGGACACGCUCACCAACAUCAAUAACCAGUCAUUCAACAACUUCAUGCUGCGCAUAGGCAUGAAUAAAGGAGGGGUUUUGGCUGGGGUAAUUGGAGCCCGGAAACCACACUAUGACAUCUGGGGCAACACUGUCAACGUAGCCAGCAGGAUGGAGUCCACAGGGGUCAUGGGCAACAUUCAGGUGGUGGAAGAAACACAAGUCAUCCUUCGAGAGUAUGGCUUCCGCUUUGUGAGGCGAGGUCCCAUCUUCGUGAAGGGGAAGGGGGAGCUGCUGACCUUUUUCUUGAAGGGACGGGAGAAGCCAGCUGCCUUCCCUAAUGGCUCCUCUGUUACACUGCCCCACCAGGUGGUAGACAAUUCCUGAACAGCCUUUGAUCCCACAACAAUCCAAAUGGGAAGGGAGAAUUUAUUUUAUCAAAGAAAGGCUUUGGAACAGGACAAAUUAUCAAGUCCCAACAUUCCUGAAUUGCUGAAGUGCACAUUCACAUAGACUUUAGGUUUAAAAAUCUCCUCAAGCCUUCAUUUGUUUGUGGAUAUGUGAGCUCUGAGGGUGGCCGUACUAUUCCUCAGUGUGCCUGUAGUGUCCCCAGAGCAGGGGUCGUAGGCAUAGUACU